Cervus elaphus (red deer) is the source of this 1018-nucleotide messenger RNA. RefSeq names its product melanoma-associated antigen 8-like. Gene Ontology annotation, cellular component: nucleus. The coding region runs from base 224 to 1018 and encodes 264 amino acids. The transcript has 3 exons. The record is from RefSeq and is a predicted model, not a curated record. Gene Ontology annotation, biological process: negative regulation of transcription by RNA polymerase II. NCBI's taxonomy places the organism in Eukaryota, Metazoa, Chordata, Mammalia, Artiodactyla, Cervidae.
GAGAUGAGGUGUUCAGGCGGAUGGUGGAGGCUUCAGAUCCACAGAAGGUGGACUCCAUGGACAGAGCCGAACCCACUCUUGUGGUCAGUGCUGGGAGUCUAGGCUGGACGUGAGGGGCUCCAGGAAAAGGCAGAGGCAGAGGUCUGAGGCCUGUGUCCAGAGGUCUGAGAUCAGAGGAGGUCCAGGCAGUACCAGGAGUCAAGGCAUCGUGCUCGUGGUCGAGAUGAGUGAGCUGAGCAAACCCAAGGAAGACCUUCAGGACCCAGGCGAGGCACAGGACCCAGAGGAGGCACAGCUCUUGGGGGCUGAGGGGGGGGAGGCUGCACCCCCCUCGGCCUCCUCCCCACCAGUCUCCUCGUCUGCUGCUGAGGAGGCCUUGCCCCAGGAAGCUCUGAAUAAAAUGGUGGCUAACAUGGUGAAGUUCCUGCUCCACAAGUAUCGAACCAAGGAGCCAACCUCUGAUGCCGAAUUGCUGAAUACGGUCCUCAGGGAUAACCAGCAGCACUACCCGGUGGUCUUCCGCCAAGCAGUUGAGUGUGUUCUGCUGGUCUUUGGCGUGGAUGUGAAGGAGGUAGACCCCAGGAAGCAGGUCUACAUCAUGGUUCCCUGCCUGGGCCUCACCUGUGAUGCAAUGCAGAGAGGUGGGCAGGGCCUGCCCAAGGCUGGCCUCCUGGUGGUGGUCCUCAGCCUGAUCCUCCAGAAUAGGGAUCACGGCCCUGAGGAGGAGAUCUGGGGAGCACUCAACAAGAUGGGGGUGUAUGUUGGGAGGGAGCACUCCAUCUUUGGGGAGCCCAGGGAGCUGCUGACCCAAGUGUGGGUGCAGGAGGGGUACCUGGAGUAUCGGCAGGUGCCUGACAGUGCCCCUGCUCGCUAUGAGUUCCUGUGGGGUCCCCGGGCCUUUGCGGAGACCAGCAAGGAGAAAUUCACAGAGUAUCUGCUCAGGGUCAGCCAAAGGGCUUUUAGGUCUUUCCCACUCCCUUCUGCAGAGGAUGUGAGGGAGGAGGUAGGGGGACCCUGA